CCCUAGAGGUGCACGGUGCCGGCCGGACCCCCAACACCCACCCACGGUCAGGGCCUCUGGUGUUCAUUCUCGCUGACGCUCGCCCUUCCUCCGGGGCAAAGCCAGGAGAGUGAAGGAACCCUCUUCGACGACACUCUACCCAAAAAGUCCCGAAGUCCUCUGGCGUUGCAGAGCGGAGGACUGAAGGACGUCGACUAUUUCCCUCUUUUAUCUCGACAAAAGGAAUCAGAUCCAUCCAAAAUGCGACUACUGACGGGAGCCCUUUUGGCUGUGGUCAUCCUCCUGCAGCUUCUAGGAGGAAAGACGCAAGCCCUAACUACCAAAGCAGACGUUAUCGAGGAAAUAAACGCUAAACAACUCGAAAACCUAUUAGCUGAAAGUGAUUACGUGGCAGUGUAUUGGUACAAGAAAAGCUGCAAGGACUGCGAUAAGGUCUUGGCUGAACUUGAAACCAUAGACGAUGACACGGACAGAUUCGGCGUGCAGUUCGUUAAGGUCGCGGACAAGAAACUCGCGAAGUCCUAUGGCGUCAAGACUUUUCCCUCUCUGUCCUUCUUCAGGAAUAAGGAACCCAUGCACUAUGAAGGUGACUUAAUGGACGAGGCUGGAGUCCUGGAGUUCCUGACGAGCCUCGAGGCCAUGGAACUUCCUGACCAGAUCGAGGAAGUCAACGCCAAGAUCCUUGACAAAAUCGUCGAGGAGCAGGAGUUCGUAGCUGUUCUCUUCUGUUACGACGGCGAUUCCUGCAUCUCAGGAGAACAUAAGAACGAGUGCCGACGCUGCGUAAAAGUCCUGCAAGAACUGGAGAACGUAGACGACGACGCAGACCAGCUGGGAAUCGCCUUCGUCAAGAUCAACGACGCGGAGCUGGCCGACGAGUACUCCUUGGGCGCUCUUCCCGCACUGGUCUACUACCGACGCCGCAUCCCUGUUGUCUACGAUGGUGACUUGAUGAACGAAGACAAGGUUCUCGAGUGGUUGGUGGAGAACAAGAACACAGGAGAUGACGAUGACUUUAUCAACGACGUGACAGCGGGCCUCCUCAACACGCUGAUCGACUCCAUGGACCACCUCGCCGUCAUUUUCUACGACCGCGACGAAUCCGACGACACAGUGAUCCUGCAGGAGCUGGAGAACAUCGACGACGAACUGGACGCGCAAGGGAUCCACAUCGUCAAGAUCGCCGACGAAGUGGCUGCCAAGGACUACGGCAUCGAGGAUACGCCCGCCCUCGUCUACUUCGAGCAUGAGAUCCCCUCGCUGUACGACGGGGACCUGCACAACGAGGAGGAGGUGCUGGCGUGGCUGAUCGAGCAAUUGCACACGGACGAGAUCGAGGACGUAACGGACGAGAUGCUAGAUAAGCUGAUCCGGGAGUCUGAUCAUCUGGCCGUCCUUUUCUACGACGAGGACGAACCGGAGUCCCAACAAGUCGUGAAUGAGUUGGAGAACAUCGACGACGAGUGCGAUGCGAGCGGCGUGUCCUUCGUCAAGAUCGACAACGACGACGAAGCGCAGGAAUACGGCAUCGAGAAACUCCCCACGCUCGUCUACUUCGAGAAGGGAAUUCCGUCGCUCUACACCGGUAACCUGCUGGCCGAGGACGAGGUACUGGACUGGCUCGUACACCAAGUGGAGGACGACGAGAUCGAGGACGUGACGGACGAGAUGCUGGACCGACUCAUCGACCGCACCGAGCAUCUGGCCGUCCUCUUCUACGACAAAGACUCCCGCCGCAGCCGCAAGGUCCUCGCCGAACUGGAGAACAUCGACGACGAGUGCGACAGCCGCGGCAUCUUCUUCGUCAAGAUCGACAACGACGAGGAAGCCAAGGAGUACGGUAUCGAGACCAUCCCGACGCUGAUCUACUUCGAGAGCGAGAUUCCCUACAUUUUCGAAGGCGACCUGAUGAAGGAGGAGGAGGUGCUGGAAUGGCUGCUGCACCACGUCGACAACGAGGAGAUCGCGGACGUUACGGACGAAAUGCUGGACAAACUGAUCACCAAUGAACCCUUCUUGGCGGUUCUCUUCUACGACAAAGACGAUGCCGAGGACCACGAGAUCCUCGGAGAACUGGAGAACAUCGAUGAUGACUGCGAACAAGCCGGCGUUCCAUUCGUCAAGAUCGACAACGACGCCGAAGCCAAGGAAUAUGGAAUCGAAGAGUUGCCCACGCUCGUCUACUUCGAGAACCGAAUCCCGAGUAUCUACGAAGGUGAUCUGUCCAACGAGCAAGAAGUCCUGGCGUGGUUGCUGCAGCAGAAGAACACAGACACUAUCGAGGAAGUCACCGACGAAAUCCUGGACGACCUCAUCGGCAACUUCGAAUACGUCGUUGUCUAUUUCAGCGGCAAGUGCGAGGAAGGCGAAAAAUGCGACAAGAUCCUGGACGAGCUGGAGAACAUCGACGACGACACGGACGACCACGGCAUGCACUUCGUCACCACGGAGGAGACGUCCCUCGCCCACCAACACGGCAUCAAGACCAUCCCCGCCCUGGCCCUCUUCAGGAACGGAGAGCCGGUGGUGUACAAGG
Penaeus indicus is the source of this 2536-nucleotide messenger RNA. RefSeq lists its product as uncharacterized. The record is from RefSeq and is a predicted model, not a curated record. The transcript has 15 exons. The annotation marks the transcript as partial. NCBI's taxonomy places the organism in Eukaryota, Metazoa, Arthropoda, Malacostraca, Decapoda, Penaeidae.